AUGGGUAAAAGUUACGUUAUAGUGAUUAAAUUGGGUUCAUCUUCGCUCGUUGAUGAGAAGACUAAGGAACCCAAGCUUUCUAUCAUGUCUCUGAUAGUAGAGACUGUAGUAAAUCUGCGCCGUAGGGGACAUAAAGUCAUUAUUGUGUCGAGUGGUGGUAUUGCCGUUGGUCUGAAGACAUUGAAUCUGGAAUCAAGACCUAAAAAGCUAUCCAAGGUGCAAGCUAUAGCAGCUGUUGGUCAAGGUAGAUUGAUCGGUAGAUGGGAUUCAUUAUUUUCCCAGUUUGACCAGAGAAUUGCACAAAUUCUUAUAACAAGAAAUGAUAUUGUUGAUUGGACUCAGUACAAAAACGCUCAAAACACCAUUAGUGAGUUGUUAGCUAUGGGUGUUGUUCCUAUUGUUAACGAAAAUGACACUUUAUCGGUAAGUGAAAUCAAGUUUGGUGAUAAUGAUACCUUGUCUGCAAUCACAGCAGCAAUAAUUGGUGCAGAUUACUUGUUUUUGUUGACAGACGUCGACUGUUUAUACACGGAUGACCCAAGAUCAAAUCCGGAUGCAUCGCCUAUUUUAGUCGUGCCAGAUUUAUCACAGGGCUUGCCAGGCGUAAAUACUGAUGGUGGCUCAGGUUCUGAUGUUGGUACUGGAGGUAUGAAAACAAAGCUUAUUGCUGCUGAGUUAGCAACCAAUGCAGGUGUUCAUACUAUUAUUAUGAAGAGUGAUUCGCCAGAAAAUAUCUCCAAAAUUGUUUUAUACAUGCAAAAAAGAGAUGAGAUUGUUCUUGACCUUACAGAUGAUCUCUCUAAACUUCAAUUGUCGGAGCUAAAAAGUUUACAAGAGAAUGAUGUACCAAUGCAUACUAGAUUUAUUGCAAAUGACAACCAACACCAUUUAAAAAAUAGGGAAUUCUGGAUGCUCCACGGUCUUGUUAGUCAAGGUGCUGUUAUAAUUGAUGCCGGAGCAUACAAGGCUUUGACAAGAAAGAACAAGGCUGGUCUAUUACCAGCUGGUGUUAUUGAUGUGGAAGGCAGUUUCCAUGAACAUGAAUGUAUAGAUUUGAAAUUAGGGGCAAGAGACGCAAAAGGUGAACUAGAUAGAUCAGUUCCAUUGCAAACUGUAGGUAGAGCUCGUUGCAACUACACAAGUGUAGAGCUCUCGAAGAUUAAAGGUCUUCAAAGCUCUGAAAUUGAAGAUGUUCUCGGCUAUGCUGACAGUGAAUAUGUUGCACAUAGAGAAAACUUGGCAUUUCCUCCACAUUGUCCCACGGCAGAAGGUGAUUAA
Messenger RNA from Kluyveromyces marxianus DMKU3-1042, 1278 nucleotides. RefSeq names its product glutamate 5-kinase (gene PRO1). Gene Ontology annotation, molecular function: ATP binding; glutamate 5-kinase activity; RNA binding. The transcript has a single exon. Lineage: Eukaryota; Fungi; Ascomycota; Saccharomycetes; Saccharomycetales; Saccharomycetaceae. The record is from RefSeq and is a predicted model, not a curated record. Gene Ontology annotation, cellular component: cytosol; cytoplasm. Bases 1 to 1278 code for a protein of 425 amino acids.